Anolis carolinensis (green anole) is the source of this 4814-nucleotide messenger RNA. It is a transcript of the gene lgi3, whose product is annotated as leucine rich repeat LGI family member 3. Lineage: Eukaryota; Metazoa; Chordata; Lepidosauria; Squamata; Anolidae. The coding region runs from base 16 to 1917 and encodes 633 amino acids. The transcript is spliced from 8 exons. Gene Ontology annotation, cellular component: synaptic vesicle. Gene Ontology annotation, molecular function: protein binding. The record is from RefSeq and is a predicted model, not a curated record. Gene Ontology annotation, biological process: regulation of exocytosis.
UGACUCUGGGUGCCAAUGGGAAGCCUCCCUUGUCCCGCUCUGCCUCUCCAUCCUCUGCUUUGGCACGGCCUUCUUGUCUUCCCUCCCUCCUUCUUGUCCCUCCUCCGUCAUCAUGCAGAGCUGACAGCAGCAGCAGCAGCAGCAGCAGAAGAAGAAGAGCGGAGACAGGCACGGAUCGCAGGAGAAGGCAAAGGCAGGGGCCCGUCUCCCUGGGCGGCAGCAUCUCCUCCUUCAUCUUCUCCUUCUUCGGAGGACCUUGGGUACCGCUUUCCGUUCUCCAUCCCUGCCAUGGCUUCCAGGCCGGUGCUGCUCCUCUGCGUCCUCGGCCUGGCUUGGCUUUGUGGGCCGGGGGCUCUCUCUCGGAGGCCCCCCCGCCCCCCUCCGUGCCCGCAGAGCUGCUCUUGCACCCGGGACACCGCCUUCUGCGUGGACUCCAAGGCCAUCCCCAAGAACCUGCCUCGGGACGUCAUCUCUCUGACUCUGAUUAAUGCACAAUUCAGCGAAAUCAAAGAAGCUUCCUUCGCUCACCUCCCGUUCCUGCAGUUUCUGUUGCUGAACUCCAACAAAUUUACCAUGAUCCGGGACAAUGCCUUUGUGGGGCUGUCACACCUACAAUACCUAUUCAUCGAGAACAAUGAAAUCCAGGCCUUGUCGAAAGGCACCUUUCGUGGGCUCAAAUCGCUGACACACCUGUCUUUGGCCAACAACAACCUGCAGAUGUUGCCCAGGGAUCUCCUGAAGCCCUUGGAAAUCCUCAGCGACUUAGACCUGCGUGGCAACGUUCUGACUUGCGACUGCAACAUCAAGUGGCUGGUGGAGUGGAUGGAGAGCACCAACACCAGUGUCCCGGCCCUCUUUUGCGGGGGACCCCCUCGGUAUCAAGGCCAGAAGAUCCGGGAGCUGCCCCUCAAGGAUUUCGACUGCGUCACCACCGAUUUCGUGGUGCACCAGGUGCUGCCGUUCCAGUCGGUGUCCGCCGAGCCCUUUCUCUACACCAGCGACCUCUACGUGGCCUUGGCUCAGCCCAGCUCCAGCAGCUGCACCAUCCUCAAGUGGGACUACGUCGAGCGCAAGUUCCGGGAUUUCGACCGCAUCCCCGCCCAUUCAGCUGUCUACUGCAAACCCAUUGUGGCUGAAUCCCAACUUUACGUGGUGGUGGCCCAGCUCUUUGGGGGCUCCUACAUCUACCGCUGGGACACCAACAUUGACAAGUUCAUCAAGAUCCAGGACAUUGACAGCCAGAAGAUCCGCAAGCCCAACGACAUCGAGGCCUUCCAGAUCGAGGGCGAGUGGUUCUUUGUCAUCGCGGACAGUUCCAAAGCUGGUUCCACCAGCCUCUACCGCUGGAACCAGAAUGGCUUCUAUCCGCACCAGGAUUUGCACUCGUGGCACCGGGACACGGACGUAGAGUACGUGGAGGUGGAGGGCAAACCCCGGCUGAUCAUUUCCAGCAGCUCCCAGGCCCCCAUCAUCUACCAGUGGAACCGGGCCCAGAAGCAGUUUGUCCACCUCGGCGACGUGUCGGACGUGAUGGACGUCCAAAUGGUCAAGCAUUUCCGGGUCAAGCGGGACAACUACUUGUGCCUCAGCCGCUACAUCGGGGACUCCAAGGUGGUCAAGUGGGAGGGGUCACGCUUCACGGAGGUGCAGACCCUCCCGUCCCGGGGGUCCAUGGUCAUGGAGCCCUUCCGAGUGGGCCAGCACCAGUACAUGGCCCUGGGCAGCGACUUCUCCUUCACCCACAUCUACCUCUGGGACGAAGAGAAGCAGAAGUUCUCCAAGUUCCAGGAGCUCUCCGUCCAAGCACCACGAGCUUUCCGCCCCGUGCCCUUGGAGGACAUGAACAUCCUGCUGGCCCCCAGCUUUAAGGGGAACACCCUGGUCUACAAGCACAUCGUGGUGGACCUCAGCUUGUAGGCCAAGGGGGACGUGGUCCUUCCUCACCCACCACCACAGCUGCACCCCUCGUUCUUCCACAGAGGUGUCCUCCUGCCUCGGCACUGUAAUUGCUUGGAGCAAAGCUGCUUACUCACCGUCCUGCCUGAAUCCCUUCACCUCUACACUAGGGAUGGGCUCAAUGAUGGGGCACCUGAUGCCCAACACCUAACACGACAGGCACCUGAUGCCCAGUACUUAAUAAUGGGGCACCUAAUGCCUACACUCAGCAAUGAUGGGGCACUCAGUGUUUGACAUUCAACAACAAUAGGGCACCUAAUGCCUGCUACCCAAUGGUGACACUCAAUGACCAACACACCACAGUGACGGGGUAUCUAAUGCCCAACACACAACAGUGAUUGCACACCUAAUGCCCAACACUCAAUGACAAUAGGGUGCCUAAUGCCCAAGACCCAACAAUGAUGGGGAGCCCAAUGUUCAAGACUCAACAAUGGGUUAUCUAAUGCUGAUGAGACACACCAAUGACGGGAAAUCCAAUGCCCAACACCCAAUAAUGCUGGGGAACCAGUGCCCAACACUCAACAAUGAUGGGAAACCCAAUGUCCGAUACCCAACAAUUAUGGGGAACCUAAUGUCUGAUACCCAACAAUUAUGGGGAACACAAUGUCUAAGACCCAACAAUUAUGGGGAACACAAUGUCUAAGACCCAACAAUAUUGGAUUACAUAAUGCCAAUACCCAACAAUGAUGGGGAACCUAAUGUCUGAUACCCAACAAUUAUGGAGAACACAAUGUCUAAGACCCAACAAUAUUGGAUUACAUAAUGCCAAUACCCAACAAUGAUGGGGAACCCAGUGUCUGAUACCCAAUAAUUAUGGGGAACACAAUGUCUAAGACCCAAAAAUCAUGGGUUGCAUAAUGCCAAUACCCAACAAUGACGGGGAAACCAAUGCCCAACACCCAACAAUGAUGGGUUAUCUAAUGCCCAACAUUCAACAAGAAAUUAUUAUUAUUAUUAUUAUUAUUAUUAUUAUUAUUAUUAUUAUUAUUGUCCUGCUUUUUCUCUCCAUAAGGAAACACAAAGCAGCUAACAUUAAAAACAGUACAAUACAAUUGUACAAAUAUACAAUAUUAAAACAAUAUGAUGGAGAACCCAAUGCCCUAGACCCAACAAUGAUGGGUUACAUAAUGCCCAACCAUCCAAAAAUGAUGGGGACCCAAUGCUGACACUCAACAAUGAUAGGUCACACCUAAUACCUAACACUCAACAAUAACAGGGCACCCAAUGUCCAUGACUCAAUGGUAAUGGAAGACUUUAAUGCCCAAGACCCAUCAAAAAUGGGGUACUUAAUGCUCAAGAUCUAAGAGUGAUGGGGAACCCAGUGCCCAACACCAACAAUGAUGGGGAACACAAUGUCCAAGAUCCAACAAUGAUGGAUUACUGAAUGCUGAUACCCAACAAUGGUGGGUCACCCAAUGACCAAGACCCAUCAACAAUGGAGCACCUAAUGCCCAACAAUGAUGGGGAACCCAAUGUCCAAGAUCCAACAAUGAUGGAUCAUGGAAGGCCGAUACCCAACAAUGAUGGGUCACCCAAUGACCAAGACCCAUCAACAGUGGGGCACCUAAUGCCCGGCACCCAACAAUGAUGGGGAACCCAAUGUCCAAGAUCCAACAAUGAUGGAUCACCGAAUGCCACCCAACAAUGAUGGGUCACCCAAUGACCAAGACGCAUCAACAAUGGGGCACCUAAUGCCCAACAAUGAUAGGGAACCCAAUGUCCAAGAUCCAGCAAUGAUGGAUCACUGAAUACCAAUACCCAACAAUGAUGGGUCACCCAAUGACUAAGACCCAACAAUGGGGCACCUAAUGCCCAACACCCAACAAUGAUGGGAAACCCAGUGCCCAAAACCCAACAGUAAUGGGCAACCCAAUGUUCAAGAUCCAACAAUGAUGGAUCACCGAAUUCUGAUAACCAACAAUGAUGGCUCACCCAAUGACCAAGACCCAUCAACAAUGGGGCACCUAAUGCCCAACACCCAACAAUGAUGGGAAACCAAAUGCCGAUACCCAACAAUGAUGGGUCACCCAAUGACCAAGACCCAACAAUGGGGCACCUAAUGCCCAACACCCAACAAUGAUGGGAAACCCAAUGCCUCAAACCCAACAGUAAUGGGGAACCCAAUGUUCAAGAUCCAACAAUGAUGGAUCACCGAAUUCUGAUACCCAACAAUGAUGGCUCACCCAAUGACCAAGACCCAUCAACAAUGGGGCACCUAAUGCCCUACACUCAACAAAGAUGGGAAAACCCAAUGCCCAAAACCCAACAGUAAUGGAACAUUUUAAUGCCCAAGAUCCAUCAACAACGGGUCACCUAAUGCUCAAGACACUGGGGAAUGAGGGGCUUCAAGAAAAUAGGUUCAGGACCUGACUGUAUGGAUUCAGCUCCAUCUCAGCUGACCCCAAAGUCUCUGGGGACUAAUGCCCAACACCCCAAAAGGAUGGGGCACUGAUCCCAACAUGCACCAGCAUUCCUCUCUAUGAAAGGGACCCAUGAUGCGCUUCCUCUCCUCCGUUGGCUUGGCUGUCUUUGCUGUCUAUAACAUUUCCAAAACCUCUGCUGAGACUUUGUUGGCCAGUUUGGAGACCCGUUUUGGAGACGAUGCCUUGGCACUUAUUUGGGAAGGGAAACUUUCCGUCGACACAGGACCACUGCGAUGAAAUGUCUUCUCCGCACCGACCUCCUCUGCGUUUCAUUUCGGACCUUCACAGAAACUAAUUUUUGGGAGACCUUUUCCAGGCACUGCCGUUUCCAAGGAUCACCUUUUAAUUUAUUCUAAACCUUUUUUCACUGACAUCAGCACAUGAUCCAAAUAACCACUCAAUGGCACUUCAAUAAAGAAGCGUAAUUCAUUCCUC